UUCGGAAAUGUGAACUGCAUAGUCAUUCAGUCGGUCGUCAUCUGCCCUAAUUUCAUAGAUUCGUUAGUGUUGUUGUUUUUUACGAAAAUGUUAGAUGCAAAAAUCAUCGAUAUUGAUGUGAAAGAUAUUAGAUUUCCAACAUCGUUAUUGGCCGAUGGUAGUGAUGCAAUGCAUACUGAUCCUGAUUACUCGUGCGCCUAUAUAACAAUAAAAACCGAUAAGGGGCACGAAGGUUACGGCCUUACAUUCACUCUGGGAAGAGGCACUGAAGUUGUGGUGCAAGCAUGUAAGUCCAUGUUUUGGCUGGUGAAGAAUCAAACGACGAGCCAGAUCUACGCCGAUUUCGCGUCAUUCUGGAGGAAGUUGACGAGCGAGUCGCAGCUGAGAUGGAUCGGACCCGAGAAAGGUGUGAUCCAUCUGGCUACAGCGGCUAUCGUAAACGCACUGUGGGACUUGUGGGCGCGCAUCGAGGGUAAGCCUGUCUGGAAGCUCCUUGUGGACUUAACACCUGAGCAGCUCGUUUCUACUGUAGACUUUCGAUAUAUUACCGACGUAGUGACCAAGGAGGAGGCGAUAGACAUACUGAGGAAAAACGAGCCGUAUAAAGAGAAACGCGAAGAACUUUUGAGGAGAAAUGGAUAUCCCGCGUACACGACCCAGGUGGGAUGGCUCGGCUACAGCGACCAGAAGGUGAAAGAUCUCUGUGCGAAAUAUCUGCGCUUGGGUUUCACGCGCUUCAAGGUGAAGGUGGGUCAGAAUCUGGAGGACGACGUGAGGAGAUGUCGUUUGGUGCGCGAAGCGAUCGGCUACGACAAUAAACUGAUGCUAGACGCGAACCAAAUCUGGGACGUGAACGAGGCGAUCGAGUGGAUGAAGAGGCUGGCGGAAUUCAAGCCCUUCUGGAUAGAAGAGCCAACGUCGCCGGACGAUGUCUUGGGACACGCCACGAUCGCUGCCGCCUUACGACCGCACGGUAUCGCGGUGGCCACCGGCGAGAUGUGCGCGAAUCGCGUUCUCUUCAAGCAGCUACUGCAGAUGCGAGCGAUCGACAUCUGCCAGAUCGACUCGGCGAGAAUCGGAGGAGUCAACGAAAUCCUAUCGGUGUAUCUCAUGGCAGAGAAAACUAAAACACCGAUCUGGCCGCACGCAGGUGGGGUGGGCCUCUGUGAGAUGGUUCAGCACCUCCAAAUGUGGGCUUACAUUUGCCUACGCUCGUCCGUCGAAGAUUGCGCGAUAGAGUUUGUAGAUCAACAGCAUGAACACUUUGAGGAUCCUGUGCUUGUUAAGAAUGCCUCCUAUAAGUUGCCUACACUUCCUGGGUAUUCAACUAAGCUCAAAAACGAUUGCAUCUUGAAUUAUACUUAUCCAGAGGGUACAAAAUGGAAGUCAACCAAGGAAGGAUCUUUCAAAAAAUCGUUAGAAUAAAGUAAAGACAUUUCUUAUGAGUCAACACAUG
Odontomachus brunneus is the source of this 1456-nucleotide messenger RNA. RefSeq names its product mitochondrial enolase superfamily member 1-like. Gene Ontology annotation, biological process: carbohydrate catabolic process; amino acid catabolic process. The record is from RefSeq and is a predicted model, not a curated record. The transcript is spliced from 6 exons. NCBI's taxonomy places the organism in Eukaryota, Metazoa, Arthropoda, Insecta, Hymenoptera, Formicidae. Gene Ontology annotation, molecular function: L-fuconate dehydratase activity; magnesium ion binding. Bases 88 to 1425 code for a protein of 445 amino acids.